Molecule: messenger RNA, 1542 nt
Organism: Aspergillus japonicus CBS 114.51
Lineage: Eukaryota; Fungi; Ascomycota; Eurotiomycetes; Eurotiales; Aspergillaceae
Product: MFS general substrate transporter
Exons: 1
Coding region: 1-1542 (513 amino acids)
Biological process (GO): transmembrane transport
Cellular component (GO): membrane
Molecular function (GO): transmembrane transporter activity
Source: RefSeq, a predicted model, not a curated record
AUGCCGCAAAUCCACCGUCCCCCGGCAGCCCUGGACCUCGAAGACGCUCCCGCGCGGCAUGGAGCAGAGACCGAAGUACAUCCUCGACCCCCACAGGGUGUUCCCUCCGAGUUUAGCGGCUUCACGGGCGAGUUCGUAUUCAUCCUACUCUGCUCUAUGGGCCUAUUCCUGUUUGGUCUCUUUCUCGGCAAUGUCGUUAUCAACCAGGCUGUAUUCCCUCACAGACUCGGGGUCAGCGAAAGCAAUACUCCCUGGUUGAUCGGCUCUUUCCUGCUGGCGAACGGCAUCGCUGUGAUUGUGUCCGGGUCGCUGGCAGAUCUGUCAGACCCGAGACUCCUAAUGAUUCUGGGCUUUGUUUGGCUCGUCGUCUGGAAUGUCGUGGGCGUUUUCAGUAUCCGACCUUCCCUACCUGUCCUCUUUUUCGUGGUCAGGGCCAUGCAGGGGCUAGCGAUUGGUGUCCUGCAGUCAACUUCCAUGAGUCUGCUGGGGCGCGUGUACUCGCCUGGGAUUCGGAAAACUAGGGUUUUCUCGGUCAUGUCCGCAAUGACGCCCGUGGGCUUCCUGGUCGGCUGUCUACAAGGCGGCGCCCUCACCUCACACCUGCCCUGGAUCUUUGGAAGCAAUGCCAUGGUAUGCGCCAUCUGUGCCGUAGCUUCAUUCUCCGGUAUCCCCUCAUUUGCCCCAAGGCCCGGUGCAUCCGGUGAUCAGCUAUCGCUCAAGCACUUUGAUGUGCUCGGCGCAGUCCUGGCGGCGAUUGGCUGCGGCCUUAUUAUACUCGGCCUGACGCAAGGUGUCCCCAGCGACUGGAGCCCAUACACAUACACCCUGAUCAUUGUGGGAGCGCUGUUUCUUGUUCUGUUCUACUUCGCUGAAAGACGAGCAUCUCGACCGCUUGUCGAUAAUCGGCUCUGGACCACCGCGGGAUUUCUCCCACUAGCGAUCUCCUAUUUCCUCGGGUAUGGAGCAUACGUCGGCGGAUGGAUGUUCUUCGCCGUGCGGUUUCUCCUUACAAUCCAGGGUCACGCUCCCAUCACCGUGGCCCUAUACUUUAUCCCCAAUAUGAUCUGCGGCAUCCUUGCUACAUACACCGUUUCGAAAACCUUACAUCUCGUCCCCGGACAUUGGAUCCUCAUCGCUGGAAUGCUCGCGAACACAAUGGGCCCUGUGUUCUUCCUACCUCAAACCCCGAACACGACGUACUGGGCUUUGUCGAUGCCGGGAAUUGCCCUCGUGACUUUCGGACCGGAUCUGACAUUCGCAGCCGCGUCCAUCUUCAUCACAUCCAAUGUGCCCCGCUCCUUCCAGGGCUCAGCCGGGAGUCUACUCGUGACGAUUCAGAAUCUGUCCGCAGCGAUUGUGACGGCUAUUGGAGACACUAUCGGAAAGGAAGUCACCAAAGCCGGCGGGGACGGGUAUAGUCUGGACCUCGGCGCUUUACGGGCGAUCUGGUGGUUUAGUUUGGCGAUUUCGCUCGCGGCGGCGGCGGUUUGUGUUGGGUUUGUUCGCAUCCCGAAGAGUGAGGAGAAGGAUCACGUCGAAUGA